AUGUCGAGUAUCGGGAGAGCAUUUUACAGCGUCGGAUUCUGGAUCCGUGAAACUGGUCAAGCACUUGAUCGGCUUGGUUGUCGCCUCCAGGGCAAAAAUCACUUCCGUGAACAGCUAUCCAGGCACCGUACCCUUAUGAAUGUUUUUGAUAAAUCCCCUUCUGUGGAUAAGCACUCUUUUGUGGCUCCUAGUGCUUCUAUCAUUGGUAAUGUCCAUCUCGGUCCUGGCUCUUCCAUUUGGUAUGGAUGCGUCUUGAGAGGAGAUGCUAACAGCAUCACUGUCGGAGCUGGGACCAAUAUCCUAGAUAACUCUCUUGUCCACGUUGCUAAGUCCAACUUAAGCGGCAAGGUCUUACCCACUCUUAUUGGAGACAAUGUCACUGUUGGUAAUAGUGCUGUUUUACAUGGCUGCACUGUCGAAGACGAGGCCUACAUUGGUGCUGGUGCCACCGUCUUGGAUGGAGCUCAUGUAGAAAAGCAUGCCAUCGUUGAGGCUGGAGCUCUUGUCAGGCAGAACACUCGAAUUCCCUCCGGCGAGGUUUGGGGAGGGAACCCAGCUAAGUUUCUGAGGAAGGUGACCGAAAAAGAAAGAGCCUUCGUCUCCAGUUCGGCUGUGGAUCACUCCAACUUAGCUAAAGUGCACGCAGCAGAAAGCGCAAAGAACUUGGACGAGACUGAUUUCCAGAAGCUUCUUUACAAGAAGAACGCUCGCGAUGCAGAAUACGACUCUUUACUCAAUGAUCACUCUCUGAAUGUACCAAAAUGA
This is a messenger RNA of Eruca vesicaria subsp. sativa (arugula), 765 nucleotides long. The record is from the annotation of a GenBank genome assembly. NCBI's taxonomy places the organism in Eukaryota, Viridiplantae, Streptophyta, Magnoliopsida, Brassicales, Brassicaceae.